AGAUGCCCGCUGAGGCAUGCUGAGUCCCCGCGGGUCAGGGUUGGGGCGGCUGUUGCUGCUCCUGCGAGGGGGCCUGGUGGCUGUGGGAGGCCGGGGCUGCGGUGGCGGCCGGAGCAACUUCUCAGUUAUGUCUUCACAAUCUAGCUGGUUGAGCACUGAAGAAAGGAACCAAGCUUUAUAUGAUCUUAAAGCUGCUGGCUGGACUGAGCUCACUGAAAGAGAUGCUAUAUUCAGAGAAUUCGUAUUCAAAACCUUUAAUCAGGCAUUUGGUUUUAUGACUCGGGUAGCUCUUCAGGCUGAAAAGAUGAAUCAUCAUCCUGAAUGGUUUAAUGUGUACAAUAAGGUCCAGAUAACACUCAUUUCCCAUGACUGUGGUGGCCUGACAAAGCGAGAUGUCAAGCUGGCUCAAUUUAUUGACAAAGCUGCUGCGUCUUGUCUAACAACUGGGUGCUAAAAUAAUCAUACAAAAUGUCUAUAAUUUGUUUAUUUAGUCUUCUCUCUUAAAAAUAGUUAAUCCUCAAAUUUCUCCAUUCCUGCAGAAGCUUUUGCAUAGAUACAUAAAGUUUUUAUCAAAUAGAUAAAAUACUAAAAUUGUUGCAUUAAAAAGUUGACUUUGUUUAGUCUGUGUAUCAGUGACAAGUGACGAUUUGGGCAGGAAUUCCUCCAAAGAAGAAUGAUUUGAGCUUAUUAGUAGGUCAGGUUUGCAUCUUAUGUACCCUGUGCUGUAUUUUAUCUUUUAGAUUCUAUACAAACUCAAUUUCAUUGAGGACUGCCAGGGUUGUGUUUGACCUCAGGGUGUGUGACCAGGGGGCGUGGCGAGCUCGAUAUCACUUAUGUCGAAGUCACCUGUAGUGGCCCAGGCGCUCGCUCUGCCAGUGUAAAUUGGCUCCUGAGCUCCAUUUCUGGCUGCAACAGAUUCCUGCAUCCCUCUGCCAGCGAAAAUGGAGCUCGAGAGGGCUGCACGUGGCCCUCCCGAGCUCCAUUUACACUGGCAGAAGCAUCGCAGACUGGUCCUUCAUUGUUUCCAGGGCAGCCCCAGAGGCCAGAUCUAAGCACCCUAAGCCUGCGGACCUUGAGUUUGACACGUCUGCUAUAGACAAUGACAAUGGAACAGUUCAACAUGAACAUCUGAUUUUUUAUUAAGUAAUGAAUGUGAGGGGUCCAGUGACCCUAUAUUAAUAUGUAUAAUUGCAAGGAAUAUAGCUGAGAGAAAAUCUCCCUUGCUGUAGUUAUAUAGAUGCACUUUCCACUUGUUUAAACUUUCAGGUAUUCUCUGGGAUAAAAUGACCACAACUGAUUGUGUGAGAAAAAUCAUGUAAUGUUCUUGGAAAUCUUGGUCAACAUAAAUAACAGUAAUCACAAUGAAUGUAAAAAAAAUCCCUGGUGAUACUUUAUAUUGAGCUAAGUGUAUUUGUCCGAUUGAUUCCAUAUGCUUUCAACUGUUAAGCUAGAUUCAAUGGGGAUUCCCACUCUCCUGUUUCCUGAGGCACAGAUCUGGCUCUUUCUGGACAAACAAGAGUCUUCGUGUAGCAUAUUGUAGUAAAAAGCCAGACUCUCUCCAAAUUUGUUCCCUUUCUUGGCCAUUGAUCAUACUGAUUGGAGGACUUUGUUCCAAACAUAACUCUCCCAUAAAAUAUUCUGAAAAGGCUAGGUCAUGAAUCUAGGAUGGACAGGAUCUGAGGCUCAACAAACUUAGGAUGGCACAAUACCUGUAAGUUAGCACAAAAUAUAAUAUAUAAAAAAAUCACAAAUUCCUUGAAAGAGCACACUAGCAUAUCUUGUUCUCAAGUCUGCCUAUCACUUUUGCUUUACCCUAGAGAUAGAUUCAACCACUUUCUCCAGCAAGCUGUAUCUGACUAGUCCCUAUGUCUCAAAAAGAUUGCAAUUUUGAAUAAAAGUUUUAGCAGCAUUGACUCCCUAGAGAUAUCCGGACAGUUGUUUGGCACUUUUUUUUACCCCCAGCCCAGAAAUAUAUAACAGCUCUUAGCACUGGUCUCAGAUUUCUUAGGGCUGAGCUGAGAACCUGUUGGACAAGCCAGGGCAAGUUUCUUUGUACCCCUUGAGAUUUGGAUUUUGCAGUCAAUAUGAAUUCUUCCGCCUGUCUGUGAGGCAUCUGGGAUAUGUAUAUUGAUUUGUUUCAAGCUUCCCUGCCUGGUUUGUGUGAGCCUAGAUUGGGAAAGUCUGGGUGAAUGUGAUGGAGAAAAGGGCCUGCCAUGAGUGAAUGGUUGAACGAAUAAAUGACAGUUUGUCCAUUUACUAUACCAGGGGUGUCAAACUCAAUUUCAUUGGGGGCCGCAUCAGAGUUGUGUUUGACCUUGGGAGGCCGGGCUGGGCGUGGCCAGGUUGGGCAUGGCCAGCUCAACAUCACUUGUGUCAGGGGCACCGUUUGUGGCCCGAGUGCUCUGCCAGCAAAUAUAGGCUCCUGAGUUCCAUUUUCGGCCGUGACAGCCUCCUGCAGCCCUCUGCCAGCGAAAACUGACUCAGGAGGGCCGCACACAGCCCUGCUGAGCUCUGUUUUCACUGGCAGAGGCACCAUGGGCCAGUCCUUCACUGUUUCCAGGGUGGCCCUAUGGGCCAAAUCUAAGCACCCCACUGGCCGGAUCUGGCCCCUGGACCUUGAGUUUGACACCCCUGCAUUAUAUUAUGCUGACUAUGCCAUAUUAGGGCAACCUAGUAUAUUCAUGAGAUCAAAGUGAGUAACAAAAUAGCUUGUAAGUAUUGAUUUCUCUUUGUAAAGUAAGAAGGUUUGCAGAAGAAAAACAUAGUUGAGUUUUGAUAUGUUGCUAUUUAAUUAAGAUUUAAUAAGUUCUCAGGCAAAAUACACAGGUUCCUUGUUAGAUAUAAAGACUGACCAGUUUUGUGCAUUUUUCUUUUCUGUUGACAAAAUUAAGUAUAUUUUUGGUAGCAAGUCAAAAACGGAAAUCAAACUGGAUAAUUUCAGUUAGAAUCUGAAGAGGAUACAGCCUUAAAAGUUAAGUCAAAGCUCCUGAUGCUAUAGAAUCUUCAUCCAGAGAUGGGCCCCAUGGUUAUUGACUGAAUUUGUUCAUGUAAUUUAAAUGCCUACCUUGUUUAAUUUGCUAUAUUUUAAUUUGAAUAAACAAUUCAUAUUACUCAUUCUAAA
Messenger RNA from Notechis scutatus (mainland tiger snake), 3121 nucleotides. RefSeq names its product pterin-4 alpha-carbinolamine dehydratase 2 (gene PCBD2). Gene Ontology annotation, biological process: tetrahydrobiopterin biosynthetic process. Gene Ontology annotation, molecular function: 4-alpha-hydroxytetrahydrobiopterin dehydratase activity. NCBI's taxonomy places the organism in Eukaryota, Metazoa, Chordata, Lepidosauria, Squamata, Elapidae. The record is from RefSeq and is a predicted model, not a curated record.